UUACUCCAGCAAUGACCUUCGGUUGGACGUAAUCAGAGAUGUGAGAGAUAAGUUGCAGUAAACAUGUUAGGCUGCGAAAGUGUGAGUACAUUUGAUUUUGACAUUGUCGACGGUGCCGACUGUGUCGACUGUGUGCUGUUAAAAUUGAAUUCCUAGUUUAGAAGGUUUUAGUGUCAGGAAGUAGUUGUACAAAAAUGUAUGGUGUACGUAUGUUUAAAGAGUGCGUAAAAUGUCAGCAAUUUAGACAAAGUGCAGUUACGAGUUUUCGAAAUGUUACUGCAGCUUCAUCUUCAGUCGCACAGACCACAGCAAAGUUUAAAUGGGAAGACCCCUUGAAUUUGGAGUCACAGCUGACACAGGAUGAAAUUAUGAUGCGUGAUUCAUUUCGUUCCUUCUGUCAAGAGAAGCUUAUGCCUCGAGUGUUGCUGGCUCAUCGUAAUGAGGUCUUUCAUCGAGAAAUCAUGAAUGAGCUUGGAGCAGUGGGUGUCCUGGGCUGCACCAUACAUGGCUAUGGCUGUGCUGGAGUAUCAUAUGUAACGUAUGGUCUACUGGCUCGUGAACUGGAGCGCGUUGAUAGCAGUUACCGCUCUGUAUUUAGUGUCCAGUCUUCACUAGUUAUGCAUGCUAUUGAAGCAUAUGGCUCUCCUGAGCAAAAGGAGUACUACCUUCCAAAACUGGCACGUGGAGAAUUGGUAGGAUGCUUUGGUCUGACGGAACCAAACCAUGGAAGUGAUGUUAAAGGCAUGGAGACAAAAGCCAAGUAUAAUGCAGGAAAGAAAUGCUACAUUUUGAAUGGUAGCAAAACUUGGAUUACAAAUGCACCAAUUGCAGACUUCUGUAUUAUCUGGGCAGUUUGUGAGGAUGGUAAAGUAAGAGGUUUUAUCGUGAACAGAGAAUCAGAAGGACUAGAGACUCCCAGAAUUGAGGGGAAAUUCUCUUUACGUAUAUCAAGCACAGGAAUGAUCCAUAUGGAUGAUGUCAAAGUACCUGAAGAAAAUCUGUUACCAAAUGUGGAAGGUUUGAAGGGCGCCUUUGGAUGCCUAAACAAUGCACGGUAUGGUAUUGCAUGGGGUGCUUUAGGUGCUGCAGAGUUCUGUAUGAAAAUGGCUCGGCAAUACACGCUAGACCGCUACCAAUUUGACCGACCUCUUGCAGCCAAUCAGCUGAUACAGAAGAAGCUGGCUGACAUGUUGCAAGAAAUCAGCAUUGGACUACAAGCUUGUGUUCAUGUUGGUCGACUCAAGGAGAAAAAUAUGGUAACACCAGAGAUGAUCUCAAUUUUGAAGCGUAAUUCAACAGGCAAGGCUCUAGAAAUUGCACGAACAGCUCGUGAUAUGCUUGGGGGAAAUGGAAUUUCAGAUGAAUAUCAUGUAAUUCGUCAUGCUAUGAACCUUGAAGCAGUCAAUACUUACGAAGGUACACAUGAUGUUCAUGCACUGGUUCUGGGUAGAGCCAUCACUGGAAUAUCAGCAUUCAGCUGAACUGCCAUCAGGAAUAUAUUCGUGUCAUGGUCCAUCAAGAUAAGAUGUGUACCUGCUUUUAUAAAGCCAUUAUUUAAAAAAUUACAUUUAAUUGUUACCACAAAAACUGUGCCUUAUGUUUGUAUCCCCUUCUGCUUUUAUAACGGCCUUAAGUGUAGAAUCCAUCAUCAAAGUGUAUGGAGAUGAAGAAUAAACAAUAAAUAUUUUUUA
This is a messenger RNA of Cryptotermes secundus, 1691 nucleotides long. Its product is annotated as glutaryl-CoA dehydrogenase, mitochondrial. Bases 195 to 1481 code for a protein of 428 amino acids. The record is from RefSeq and is a predicted model, not a curated record. NCBI's taxonomy places the organism in Eukaryota, Metazoa, Arthropoda, Insecta, Blattodea, Kalotermitidae. Gene Ontology annotation, molecular function: glutaryl-CoA dehydrogenase activity; fatty-acyl-CoA binding; flavin adenine dinucleotide binding. Gene Ontology annotation, biological process: fatty acid beta-oxidation using acyl-CoA dehydrogenase; fatty-acyl-CoA biosynthetic process. Gene Ontology annotation, cellular component: mitochondrial inner membrane. The transcript has 9 exons.